Messenger RNA from Cylindrotheca closterium, 423 nucleotides. NCBI's taxonomy places the organism in Eukaryota, Bacillariophyta, Bacillariophyceae, Bacillariales, Bacillariaceae. The record is from the annotation of a GenBank genome assembly.
AUGAGAUACUUUGAGAGCGAGGCUGCCAAUAAUCUUUGUGGACGAGAUGCCAAUUCGCCUUCUCCGGGAUCAAAGGGUGGUAGACCCAAGGGAACAAAGCUUUCAAAGGUCCAGGAGGUCAUUGAACGCCGCCAAGCUUCCCGCGAGGCCUAUCGGAAGCAGGCAGAAGCUCAAAAUGAGGAAAGACGAAAGGAAGUGGCAAAACGGAUCGACACUCUAGCCACUCAAAUUCAAGAAAGUACCGCUAGCCUGCAGGCAAUGUGCGAAACAAUGAUGUCCCAAAAUAAAUUGAAGACCUGCCGUAGCUUGAUGAAAGUCGCGCCACCUUCCAAGAAGCCGAAGCUCCAGGCUUUGAUCAAUGAAGAGAGUCAAAAGAUGCUUGAAGGGUCUGGUCUUUCUUUGGAUGAUGUUGCAGUGCUCUAA